Molecule: messenger RNA, 3617 nt
Organism: Ochlerotatus camptorhynchus
Lineage: Eukaryota; Metazoa; Arthropoda; Insecta; Diptera; Culicidae
Exons: 11
Coding region: 648-2693 (681 amino acids)
Cellular component (GO): cytoplasm
Molecular function (GO): glycosyltransferase activity
Source: RefSeq, a predicted model, not a curated record
AUCCUUGCCUGGAAAACAACUGUGACGAGUUAUAUCAUUCCUUCCGUGCGGGUUGGUCACGUCAAAACAUUGUUCAUAUUUUCCUAAAUAUGGCCGUCUGUAGUCGUGCGGUGCUGCUAAGGGUGCAGAUUUUUCGCGGAUAAACUGUUAGAGUGAACGGAAUUCGGUAUCGUGUGAUUGCUUAAGAUUAUUGUGCAUCGAAAAGAACGUGUUCGGUCGAGUGUAAUGUGAAGCAGUGCAUUCAUAAAAUAGGAUUUCAUCAUCAGUGUGGAUCUGUGAAGGAUUGCUCUACGCCCAUUUUUCGCAAUCACAUUCCUUUGCAGGACUAAGUCACAUCGAAAUGCAACCGCCACUGCUGUCAUCGUCUUCGGUACCGGCACGGAAAACCAUUAACAGCGACACUCUUCAACGAUAAGAGGAUCCAGAAGAUACAACCAAGAGGAGCAUAGACACGUGCACAUAGCAAUAAACUUACCCGAGAGUUUCCGGAGAAAGCAUCCGCCCAUCCGCCUACACACAAUUCAAUCGAGGCAAAGUUGAACCAGCAACACAAGUCAAGCCCCCAGUGGGGCUAAGUUGUCAACCCCAGGCACCGUCGGCUCGCGUCAAGUGCGGGAAGUUUUGCACUCCAUCGGUAGAAUCAUAUUAUGUACGGCGGUGGGAGCCCCCCAUCGAAACUAACGGGGGGCUCCAUGUCAUCUCGCAGCAAACGCGCUAAGAAGACCUCCUGGGGUGCCCGGGAGCGGGCCGGCAUGAGCUUCCUGAUUGUGAUAGCAUUCUUCGCUAUCUUUGGACUGAUUAUCCUAACCGAGGUGCUGAUGAUUGAUGAUCGAGGCCGAGGCGGAGGAGUCAUCGUGCGGCAUGGUAGCAGUGGGGGUCGAUUCGGAGAAUCCGUUCCCGACUAUGACGAUGUGAAGGAUGACUAUUUGGACGACACUGGCAUAUUUGUGCGGGAAACGAAGUAUGGCAGUUCAGCAAUCAAAAAUAUUUUAAAAAAUCAAAAAGACUCAAAAGUGUCUAUUGGCAUGACCGUACAAUUAGAUCCGGCAGAGCAGCGCAAUCCUCCGGUGAUUCCAUGGGGACAGAUGCUGCCCUCGAAGACGGAGCAAAGCCUUCCGCAGUAUCCGGCCGACAUGCGCCCGACCGAUGGGUCCUGGGAGAUUGUCAACGGAACGCGAUACAAAUUUUUCGUAUUUUCGGCCUACUACGACCGGAGGGAUGGCAAAUUGGUUCGGAUCAUCGGAGCCACCAAAACCCGUGGACCGGAAAAGGUGUGGUGUAGGUUUUGGUACCAGACUGGAGUGAACAGCACCAGAUAUCGAUCUGCUUCCGUGAUGGCAAGGGUGAAGGUUAUUCGAGAGAACUGGAAUUUGAAAUACAGUGCUUGCUUCAUCCUGUGUCCAAUACGAGGCCCAUUCCCAGAGAUUCCGUAUGCCGUUAGUGUAGUUAGUAAAAUAAAAUCUCCACCCGGAAACGUCCUACUGCUCAGAAAUACCGAUAAUGACCCAGAUUUCAACAAUCGCACAUUCAGUAACAUCCCAAACAGCAUUGGCGUUUGUGUGAAACCGUUGCAUUUCAACUACGACCAGGCCCUCUACAUGCUGGAGUUCCUGGAGCUCAACAACCUACUCGGAGUGUCACAUUUCACUUUCUACAAUCACACAAUCGGGCCCAAGGCGAGCUGCAUCCUGCAGCAUUACGUGAACGGUGACCUUCCGCCGUUGAUCACCCCGUUUGUACCGGCCAGGGAUCAAACGAGCAAAGGUUCCACCGAUAGUAAUGACGUACACAACAAAGAGAUGGAUCUUACCAACGCAUCGUUCCAGAAGCCGAAGAUUACUGUAAAUAUUUUGCCGUGGAAUUUGCGGAUGCGAUCCCAGAAGGAGAUACGUACCGAAGGGUUGUUUGCAUCGUUAAACGAUUGCCUAUAUAGGAGCAUGUACAGAUACUCACAUGUUGCACUGAUUGAUUUAGAUGAAUUUAUAAUACCCCAUCACAACGACACUUUGAUCGAUCUUAUCAACUGGCUUUCAAAGCGAAUCAACAACCGAAACACGGGAGCUUACUCAUUUCAGAAUGCAUUUUUCUACCUACAAUUUGCGGACGACGAUUCCAUCUUCGAAGGCGGUUCACCCGAGGCAGAUCUGACAGCUGCCCUAACGACACAGCGAAAGACGAGACGACGCUCGAAACUGCAUCCGCAGAAGCAACGCUCAAAGUACAUCUGCAAACCGGAAGCAGUAAUCGAAGCCGGCAAUCACUUUGUGUGGGAGUUUUGCCCGGGCCGGGGAUCGCUUAAUGUGCCAGCCGAUGCGGCCAUACUGCAUCACUACCGGGUUUGCGAGUUUGGUGGCGAUGAUUGCAUCAAGUCACCAUCGGUAGUAGAUCGAACGGCCCAUCGGUACUCCAAGCGGUUGCUGGACAGGGUCGGUACUGUUUACAACUACCUUAAGGAAACAUGCAAUCUUCCGGAAAUACCACACGGCCCAACGAAACCACCACCGACGCGUAAGAAGCAGCUCAAAAUUCGUAUCCCCGACAGACCGGCGUCCCUGGCAGCAGCCCCCAAGGCUGAUAAUACUGUAGAUAGCAUCAAAACGAACGCUAGUAAUAACAAUAACAACAACAGCAGCAGUAGCAGGAGCACUUUUGCAAGCUCACUGAUCAGAGUGAUUUCGAAUCGACAGGUGUAAUUUAAUUUUUGACGAACGAGGGAAGGAGGUAUUUUUAUACGAUUAUAUUAUUAGAAGAGAGUUCAGAGCAUCACACAAACUCGCAAGUUAGAAACUUUUUUUUAUUAACAUAUUAUACUUAGUCUUUAUGAUAAUUAUCAUCAGUAGCGUAUAGAUUUUUGGGUAAAGCAGAACAAGGAAUCUAACGAAUUGUGACAGCACAAUCUCUCAUUUGUUAUAACUAGCAAUUAAAUCAAAUAUUUACAAAACUACUCCAAGCUUCUAGCCAGGCGGCAGCUGAUUUCGGUAAAAAAGCAAGUUUUGGGCCGACAAUUGCUGCGACUAGGUGCAAUGCUCACUAGUAGAACAUUUUGUAGGAUGGCUUAACAUGAUUCCAUGGCCUACAGUAAUGGCUUCUUAGUUCACUUGUUAUUUUUACCUAUAUCAACACGCUCUUAAUUCAUUUCAAAGUAACGGGAUCGAGUCUAAAGAGUUUGGUAAAUUGCAGUGAAAGAAUUCGAUUUGUUGUGCUAUGCCUAAGUCUAGAUUUUGUGGAACUUAUUGAACAGUAAUCAAAACUAAACAACUUAACAUAGGAGAGACAUAGAAAACCGCAUAUCAAACUAGGUCUUACAAUCCUAGCUCAGUUUUUAGUUGUUUCUCAGAAAGCCAGAUCCGGAAACUGAAGUGGCAAAGGUGCAAGAGGCGCUGUAUGAGGACGAGGAAGCAGGAAAUGUUACUUUAGCUCAAACAAAAUAUUCUAACAGUGGAGUGAACUAUCGAAAUAUAUGAAACGGAGACUACACUACACAACACCGAUAACUAAAUUUAUUACCUACAAGCUACCCAACAUUGAAGUAUGAAUUGAUGCAAUAAAAGUAAAUCAUCAAACAUGGUUUGAAAAACAAGCGAGGAAAUACAUUGGCGGAGAAUUUUAAACGGUGA